AUGAUCAAAACCGCAGAUGGAGAUGCAGAUGCCUCACACCCAACACACGGUGCCGAAAACGAAACGGGCGCGACAGAAGAACUUCGAGUGUACGAGGACGUCGAAGACAGCGAGAUCCACGAGCAUGACGAUGACAACCACAUGCCAGAGGGCAACAGGGGCGGAGUUUCUCCGAAUUCCAAACUUGACAGCCAGGAGAAGCCUGGUGCCGGAAAUGGCAUUGGACUGGACGAACGCAAAACCGGAAACUGA
Sporothrix brasiliensis 5110 is the source of this 252-nucleotide messenger RNA. RefSeq lists its product as uncharacterized. The transcript is spliced from 2 exons. The record is from RefSeq and is a predicted model, not a curated record. Lineage: Eukaryota; Fungi; Ascomycota; Sordariomycetes; Ophiostomatales; Ophiostomataceae. The coding region runs from base 1 to 252 and encodes 83 amino acids.